Molecule: messenger RNA, 2104 nt
Organism: Saprolegnia parasitica CBS 223.65
Lineage: Eukaryota; Oomycota; Saprolegniomycetes; Saprolegniales; Saprolegniaceae
Exons: 1
Coding region: 17-2017 (666 amino acids)
Source: RefSeq, a predicted model, not a curated record
CUUGUAAAAAGGCGGCAUGGCGACGACGGUGUCGCUCAAGGGUGUGGACUGGGCCCGUCUCGUCGACCGCGCGCGCGCGCGCAUUCUGCCGCUCGUCAGCGUCCUCAUCUUCGUCUCAAUGGGUGUCGACUUGGUCGUCAACAACUGGGCAAUCAACGAUCUGCUUGGGAACGGGUACUUUUUCGCAACGCCCGUCGCGUCCGUGCGCUACGCCAAGGACCUCGCUCUAACGUACGCGUUUCCCAAAGGGCGCGCGCCCGCCGACCUCUCGAACGUCGGGCAGCUGCUCGCCAACACGACGGUGCGCGGCUUGGGCUGCAAAAGCGAGCAGAUGUACGUCAUCUCGGCCGGCGACUACCCGCUCACAAAUGCCACGUCGCUCUGCGCGACCUUUCAAAAAACGUACAUCAACGUCGCGGUCUCGUCCGCGCUGACAACCCGCCUCGCGACAACGACCGAGACGGUCACCUUCUACCGCGGCAACGCUGUCUCGCACGCGUUCACAGACGACGCCACCGCGAACCUCGCGACCCGCGCGAUGAAGAGCUCCGAGCUCGUGGACCUUGGGUACAUCCCUGGUCGGUCGGCGGUCGACAUGCGCUUCACACGCGAGUUUGUCCUUGCAAAUUCGUCGUUGCCGCAAACCCAAAGCAUUUCGUAUUUCCGCCUCUUUCCGCGCAACUUUUGCUCGGCGUGCGACCCGGUCGCCGAGCUCGGAUUUGGCGCGUGCAACAUGACAUUUGUGUACAACGCGACCGCCAAGACGAUCGUCGUCUCGUCCAGUACGUUUAUCGACGGCUCGACGUAUACACUCGGCUUGAUCCAGCCGCGCAACGCGUUCACAACCCUCGCGCUGUAUGCGCGGUGUCUGGCGAUUUUCAUUGCGCUCAGUGGCUACAUUGCGAGCCGCCUCACGGUCCAUUGGCGUGACGUCGACUUGACGAAAACGGAGGGCGUUGUCUCGCACGUUCUGCGCGUUAUCUCGCCGAAAUUGUUUCCGUACCAAAGCGACGCGCUCACGCCCGACAUGUUUUGCUUCAACUCGGACUUGUUUGUGUUUCUCUACUCGAUCAGCAUUGUGCUCGACACACAAAACUGCUUUAUCUUUGUCCGCAACGUCAACGUGUACAACAAUCUCGCGCCCCAAGCCGCCCCGUCGAUCCAAAUGUUCUUUUUGAGCCUCCGCUUUCUCUGGCUUAACUGCGCCGUGCUGAAAUUGCUCAAGAUUUUCUGGAAUUUGCUCGGCACGGUCGCGUUCACCGGCCACUCGAACGUCAUCGAGUGGCUCAACUGGUCGAGCGUCGUGAGCGUGUAUGUGAGCGCGAUUGUGCUUGUGUACAUUCCGCAGUUUAUCGAGUACAGCAACAAUACGUUCAUCGAACUCCAAGGCCACGCCGAGUCGCUCGACGGCAUCCGCAUCGAAAUGUUUGAUAGCUUUUACGUGCGCUGUGCAUCAUCGCUCGCGGUUGGACUCAUCGUGAACCUCGUUCUUGUCACGGCGCUGGACCACGGACUCAAUCAUAAACGCUGGAAGCUCCUCAAGAAACACACGCUCGCGCGCCAAGCCGUGUACAACAGCAGCUCGAUUCUCUGUGAUUUCUUCAGCGACGUUCAAGAAGACGACUCGAUUGUGGCCGACCCGACAAUGACGCUCUCGGCGCGCCGCCUCUGCACGCUCCAAUGGUUCUUCUCAACGCACUUGACGUGCUUUGGGUUGCCCGAGAAGAAGCUACGCGCAAAGAAGCAAACUGUCAUUCAAGUCCAAACCAAGUCGGCGCCGUCAACAGCGAGCUCGGCGAUGACCAACUCGCGCAGUGUCGUCAUGAGCGAAGCUGCCGCCGCCGCUCUCCUCGCCGGCUUCAAGGCCGGGAAGGACGACCCACGAAACGCCACGUACUACCUUGUUGUGCAAGACGGCGAGGCAAACGUUCACUUGCUGGAUGGCGCUCUCUCCGACAUUCAGAGCAUUUCAAUCCACGCCAAAGUGGCCAGCAACGCCAACUUGACCAUCAAGUAGAGGGCACGGUUGUGUUUACAUAGAUAGAUGGAAAUUUAGAUUUUAGUACAUUACAGCGAUUAAACUUUAUUGAUUGGUCAAGAAGCA